Messenger RNA from Eutrema salsugineum, 1157 nucleotides. Its product is annotated as probable UMP-CMP kinase 1. The transcript has 7 exons. Bases 152 to 892 code for a protein of 246 amino acids. The record is from RefSeq and is a predicted model, not a curated record. Gene Ontology annotation, biological process: 'de novo' pyrimidine nucleobase biosynthetic process; UDP biosynthetic process; CDP biosynthetic process. NCBI's taxonomy places the organism in Eukaryota, Viridiplantae, Streptophyta, Magnoliopsida, Brassicales, Brassicaceae. Gene Ontology annotation, cellular component: nucleus; cytoplasm. Gene Ontology annotation, molecular function: ATP binding; UMP kinase activity.
GUUUCAUGAAGAAAUCGCCCGCUGACUAAGGCUGUUCUUCCUAAAUUUCUCUCUUCAUCGAGACUCGUCGAACUUGUGCGUGAUUUGAUUCAGGGUCGCAUCGUCUUUCGAGUUCUAUAUAGUAUCAGUGGAUCAAGCAUAGUAGCUGAUCAUGGAAACUCUUGUUGAUGCUCCGAUUAAGGUAUCAUUUUCACCUGUGAACCCAAUUUCAUUGUCACUGCAACCAAUAAAAUCUGGUUUUUUGCCUAUUUCUUGGUUACAGGACGAUCAUGAGAGCCCUAGGUGGCAAAAAUCAACCGUGGUAUUUGUGUUGGGUGGUCCUGGAAGUGGAAAAGGCACUCAGUGUGCUAAUGUUGUCGAGCACUUUGGAUAUACCCAUUUGAGUGCUGGUGAUCUUCUCAGAGCAGAAAUUAGCUCUGGUUCUGAAUUUGGAGCCAUGAUCCAAAGCAUGAUUGCAGAAGGGAGAAUUGUGCCUUCUGAGAUCACUGUGAAACUUUUGUGUGAAGCUAUGAAGGAGAGUGGAAAUGAUAAGUUCCUCAUUGAUGGUUUCCCUCGCAAUCAAGAAAAUCGGAUAGUAUUCGAAAAUGUUGCUAAAAUCGAGCCUGCCUUUGUUCUGUUCUUUGAUUGUCCUGAAGAAGAACUAGAGAGGCGCAUUAUGAACAGGAACCAGGGAAGAGAAGACGAUAAUAUUGAGACGAUAAAGAAGAGAUUUAAAGUGUUUGUAGAAUCGACCCUCCCUAUUGUUAGCUACUAUGAAUCUAAAGGGAAACUUCGGAAGAUCAGUGCUGCAAAACCGAGUGCAGAGGUUUUCGAGGCAGUCAAAGAUCUAUUUGCAUCUGAAACUGGAGAAGGUGAAGCGCGUGAUCACCUGAACAAGAAGAUUUCUGUAUAGUAGUCCUCGUAAAUAUUUGUAUCAGUUAUCUUACUCUUUGGUUUGUCUUGGUCAGCACCACAUACACAUGUCUCGCCGAAUAAAACAAAACAGAGACUUCCAAAUCCACUUGCCUUGUCGUAUACGUAACUAAGUCUACAGAUGUUUAUGUUUGUGUAAGUAUCUCUACAUUUAACAUGUUGUCAUUAUAACAGAUCCACAAUUUCGUGGUAAUCAUCACUUUUUAGUUAGGAACUUAUAAGGUUGUCUUAAUAAUAACAGGUUU